This is a messenger RNA of Exophiala spinifera, 3321 nucleotides long. RefSeq lists its product as uncharacterized. Lineage: Eukaryota; Fungi; Ascomycota; Eurotiomycetes; Chaetothyriales; Herpotrichiellaceae. The record is from RefSeq and is a predicted model, not a curated record. Bases 1 to 3321 code for a protein of 1106 amino acids. The transcript has a single exon.
AUGGCGGACAAACGACGCAGGAAGAGCCUCAGCAUAUUCAAGCAAAAGACGGAUCAUGGAAUGCCACCUUUAUACAUCUCACCCAGCGCUGCAGAGAAAAAGUCUGCAGACUAUCCGCCGAGUCCUGUUGAGUCGGAGCAUUCAAGUCCCAAGGCUCGACCUAGGACCCUACAGAAAAACCGUAAUUCGGUCUUCGGCUCUUUACGAUCGCUACACUCACUCGACGAGUCAGAGAAGGCCUUUCUGACAAGAUCCGACUCUAAGGCGUCUUCUCUCCAUGAUGAAGUCGAGAUUCAGAUAAAGGGACUGUUAGGUGAGAAGGUUCUGCAAUAUGGUGAAGUGCAGGCUGCUGGCACAAAUGUUUUUCGGAAGAAGAUACAGUUCAUGGUGCUCACCGAGUCACACUUGAUACGCUUCCGCAGUCAAGCUAAAGCCAUUGAAAUGUUUCCGACCAUUUCCAAUAGCCUGAACAGAGGUCAUAAUCGGCGAUCAUCCUCUGUGGGUUCCACACCAGAGCUUCAAAUGUCAGCGUAUACAGAUAUUACUUCUGGCGUGCCCCUGAACCAGGUUAUUGCUAUAUACAGUACGGAUGAUGGCCGUCCUUUUCUCACAGUGGAAGUUGCAUACCUUGAUGAGCGGACAAGAAGAGCGUCUAUGAUGCAGCUCCAGGUCAACGAUCUCCGAGAAGCUAAUCUAUGGGUUUCGGCAAUCCGUUCUGCCACUCUUCAGGCCGCUCCGCCGUUGUCGAAACAAGUUCAAGAUACGACAUUGGAGCAUCUGGCCCGUGCCAUCGAGCGUGAACGGGAUUAUGAUCCCGAUCAUUUUCAUGUUUUCAAGGUGGUCCAACGCUCGUUCAACAGGUCCGUAGGCCGAGCCUCUGCUGAGGAUUUGACCAGGCUUGGUUCUGCAAUCUCGUAUCUGGUUCUGGGGCUCCAUAAAGUCCACCUCGUGCCGCUGUAUCGGUCUUCGACGAGAUCCUCAAGCGCGUCUCUGAACGAAGUGGAUAACGUAACCUCGUUCGCUAUCGUGAACCUGGCUAUGGUAUCAGUGCAGGCGCAUGAAGAUGCCUUUCAGCUACUGUUCAAACCACCAACAGGGCAACCAAACAAUCUUCGUCUGGCGUCAAGCGCUGCAGGGGAGAUCGCACUUCGCUUACGAUUCGCCUCCGAAUACCUUCGACCGCAAUGGCUCAGGCAGCCGUUCCUAUUUGAGAUUCCAGCCGAUCUUGAUGAUCAAUUAGAUCCCCCUAAUUUUCCUAACGAAGAUCACGAUUGCUUCGACCGUACACUGAUUGCGUAUUGCGCCGGGUAUGAUGUUAACACGUCCCGAAUUUGUUAUUCUGUGGACUACGACUGUGAAGAUGCGCCUCGUUUUCAGCUCUUGGCUCCAUCGACAGGCACCUCUUAUUCGGCGCUCGAGUUGCUAGCGGUGCUUCGAGCGCUGCGAUACAAUGAGUCCUUCUCGUCGAUCUCCUUCACCCAUAUCGACCUCGACCCUCUUCGAAAUUUGUACGACACUUUUGGGGGGGACUUGGACAGUCUUUUCACCCGAUCCGGGAAUCCCACCAAUUUGGCAGGUCAUCAAGACCUCCCCGUGAUUUGUCAAGAGGUACGAGCUCUAGCUCUAAAGAGCCGGCGCCUAAGACGGUUGGACUUUUCCUAUACCAUGCCACCUAGGCCGAUCGCAGAUCAUGAGCCACUUCCGGAGUGUUUCAUCAUGGAAGCACUUGCCCCGUUGUGCAAACGAUCACUCACCAACGUCGACUGGAUAGUGCUCACGGGAGUACGCCUUACCGAAACAGACCUAAACUUUUUGGUCGACGCUGCAAUAGAGAGGCGGUGCCAUUUCCGUGCGCUGGAGAUUGGUGAGUGCGGCCUAUCUGUUCACGAUAUCGACGUGCUUCUAUCUGCGUUGGCCGUGCAAGAGAGCACAAUGGAAGUCAUUGAUAUCUCGGGGGCGCAAGGCCGUUUCAGCCCCGAAGUAUUUCAGCGUGAAAUUGGUGCAUUCAGUCAUAUUCGACGUUUGAACCUCACCCGGGUGCAGAAAACGGCAGGACCUGAGCCUCUGGUGGCCCCCGAAGCUCUAUACGCCUGGAAAUUGGAAGGCCUCUAUCUAUCACAGACAACGCUGAACGAGCAGACGGUGGACUCGAUCUCGACCUAUCUUGCCACUCCUAAAUCAGACAUUUUACGUGAGUUGCACAUUAACCAGUGUGGUCUGACUGGACGGGACCUGGCCACAUUCUUUCGAUCGAUGACAAGGGACGAUAAUCAGCCACGCAUCAUGCAUGUGAGUGCCAAUGAGAACCGUUUAGAGACGGGAAGUACUGUCCUGUUCAAGACAAUUGCUCAAAGUUAUGGACCUUCGUCCUUGAGUAUGAGAAUGAUGGACUUUGAGAAAGAGAGUCAUUUUCGAGAACUCGUCAGGGCUCUGACUAUCAACGCGUCUCUACGAAGCCUCGACAUAUCACGCGCUUCGCUGCCGUACGAUGCUAGCGUGGAGACCUGUGAGGCGCUGAAGGAGAUGUUCGCCAGGAAUGAAACUUUGGAAGAACUUGAUAUCAGUGGUGAACAUGCUCAUCUGGAUGCGACGAGAUUUGGCAUUGGACUGAACAUUGCUUUAAGGGGAUUGGCCACAAAUAAAACACUCAAGGUGCUACGAAUCGAGUAUCAAAGCUUGGGCUUGCAAGGUGCAAAUACUUUGGCUGAAGUUCUGCAGAGGAAUGACACCCUCGUGGAGAUCCAUUGUGAACAUAACGACAUCAAUUUGCAGAGUUUCACCUCGCUUGUCAAUGCGAUGGAACACAACCACACCUUGCUCUACAUGUCGUCCAUGGACAGUGAUCGGGCCAAAUCCAUUGCCAAUGUUCGACGAGAGAUUGACACGAUGGAACGCGCAGACAGCCCCAGACAAGCCAAAUCUUCGGGCACGCUUAAGAAGACACUCGCCGGAUUUGGCGGCAAGACUCAUCGGCACGGCCACCGUCACAGCAGUUCUCAGUCAUCAAAUACAUCCUUUUCUGAGCAGGAUGUCGCGGCAGCCAUGGCUACGCUGGAAGAAAAAUGGAAUGUCCAGGUCGGCCGACUCCAGAAGUACUUGUUCCGUAAUUAUUGUCGUUCACAGGGAAUCCCCUGGGAGGACGAAGCAGCGGGCGAGCACAGCCAUCAAACCUCAGGUGUGGUAGGAGAUUCAAUGGCCCAGAUAUUGCAAAGUGUGCACUUGGACCAAACGCCUACCAAAGAUAAUCCAUUCACCCAAGACUAUUUCCAUGAAAGAUUUGGAGAACACAAUCGCUCCAUCUUUCAGCUUCCCGAGGACUGA